AUGGCCGACCUUGUCGCCCCGUCGCGCAGUAAGCGGGCUCGCUCGCCCUCGCCGGCUUAUGGAGGCGACACUCUUGCUUCGCCCUUGGAGGUGUUGUUGAAGAGACGCAGAAGAGGAGAGUGGACCACCUCGUCUGGCAACGCCGCAUCAACCUCUCGCACCAGCAACGGCGGCAGCAGCAUGUUUGUGCCGCCCCCUCCGCCGCCUGUGUGGCGUCCAGACCCUUACAGUCAUCAUCAACACACCUCACGCAACAUCGAGGAAGGCGAUGAUGACGCUCACGCGUCGAGUUCUCAGGCAGCCACAAGCUCUCCACUGCGUCGCCGAGACGACGACGACGACAUGGCCGAAAGCUCGACGGCAUGGAUGCGCCGCGCAGGUGUCGAACGCCGCCGUCAGCGUGCUUGGGAAUACCUCCAGAACCCAGCGACCAGCAGCAACGUCCCCAACACUGCGUCCGCGCCGACGACGACGGCAGCAACCCACACUCAGUCGCACUCUCAACCCGAAACACAAAUGCAAAUGCACAUGCAAAUGCAGAUCGAGAGCUCUCCAGCUGCCCGAUACGCUCGCGCGAGGUCGGCGUCGGCACUGCACCAGCCCGCACAGACCCCCGAACCAGCGGCGACCCACCCCGCCAACAUGUCUUCUUCCCCCGUGCGCCACCGGCCGCCAUCGUCCACUCCAUUCCGCGGUGACGACGAGUGGACAGAAGAUGAACGCAUGCGCGAGUGGGGAGCAGAGUAUGCGGCCCAGAACGCCCUUUUGUACUCUCUGCACCGCGCACGAGUGGACGGCGGCCCACUCACCAGCGAUCCACCGACACCAGCGUCACAAGUGUACAACACCCACACCACACCGCAGUCCAACCCUUACGGCCUUGUCCCCACACCAUACCGCUACGCCCAGCGUACUCCGCUAGCUACGCCGGGCCUCGUCUCAAGCCCAUACGAGUCUUCCCCCGUCCCCUUCUCCCCGGCCAUUGUACCACCGCCAGCGGGUCCUGUGCCUUCCCCAGCGACGCACGACCACGAGGCCGUCCGUGUCGGAUACGAAGAGACCAACCGUCUCCUCGCGGCACUAAACGUCGCACGUCUCCGGCGCCACGGUGCAGACAGCCACGAACACGACGCCGCCGACAACGGUCCCGGCCAGCAACAUGCGCCCAUGGAUGAGAUGGACGAGCAUUGGUGA
Messenger RNA from Apiotrichum porosum, 1194 nucleotides. RefSeq lists its product as uncharacterized. The transcript has 2 exons. Bases 1 to 1194 code for a protein of 397 amino acids. The record is from RefSeq and is a predicted model, not a curated record. Lineage: Eukaryota; Fungi; Basidiomycota; Tremellomycetes; Trichosporonales; Trichosporonaceae.